Molecule: messenger RNA, 1508 nt
Organism: Chelonoidis abingdonii (Abingdon island giant tortoise)
Lineage: Eukaryota; Metazoa; Chordata; Testudines; Testudinidae
Source: RefSeq, a predicted model, not a curated record
GUCGCACCCAGCUGCAAAUCUAGUCCCCUCAAUCAUUCCCCACUCCUGGGAUCGGUUGGUGGUGCUCUAUGAGCUCAGAUCAAGUGUGGCUAUUGUCCUGAUGAUGAAGAAGAGGCAGUAAUUGGCUGGCAAGAAAAACUCUUCAGCCAGCGCUGUCAGAAAGUGACCAGCUCAGAGCAGGAGGUGCCAUCCUUCCUGGCAGAGAGGAUGGCCAAUUUAAGGAGAAGAAGACAGGACCUCAGACCAACGGAAGGAAGUGUUUUGAAGUCCCGCAUCAUCACCUGGAAGCCCUCAGAAGAAUUUAUUAAGAAUAACCAUGUCAUCAACACCCCUGUUCAGACCAUGUAUAUCAUGGGAGACUUGGGACCAUAUGGGAUGCUCGGCCACAGGGAGUAUGAACGUGUACUUUGCACAGUCAAGGUGGAUGGCAAUGGGGUGAUCACAGUGAAACCUGAUUUCACGAGCACUAAAGGUGCUUACAGGAUUGAGCUGGAUGGUGAGAAGCGGGAGCUGUGGAGGUACACCGUUGAGAAUGCCUCAGCCCAGGUGCAACAAGAGGAGGAGGAGCGGGAGCAACGCAUGUUCAGAGAUUUGUAUAGUCGGCACAAGGAAUAUCUCAACAGCCUUGUUGGCUCAGACUUUGAGAUGACUCUCCCUGGUGCACUUCGGCUAUUUGUGAAUGGAGAGAUAGUUUCAGCCCAGGGCUACGGGUAUGACCAUCUCUAUGUUCAUUUCUUCCUGGAGCUGCCCAGCCGUUGGUCGAGCCCAGCAUUCCAGCAGCUCUCUGGGGUGACGCAGACCUGUGCCACCAAGAUCCUGGGCAGGGACAAUGUGGCAUACUUCUCCUACCCCUUUACUCUGGAGAUGUUUUUCACCCAAGAGGAUGAGUCAGAAGGCUCUGUCCCACAGUGGCCUGUGAUCUAUUUUGAGGUUCUCUCGCUGGAUUAUUGGCAGAGGUAUCGUGUUGAAGGUUAUGGCUCUGUGGUGCUGCCAGCAGCUCCAGGGUUCCACACCCUGACAGCCCCCACCUGGCGACCCACUGAGCUAGGGACGGUCUCUGAGCUGAGGAGGUUUUUCAUUGGUGGGUCCCCUGAACUGGAGGACAUGACCUACGUCAGGGUGCCAGGAAUCUUCAAGGGAGAGUGCCUGAGCCGCUUUGGUUUCCGCACAGAGACAACAGGGAGCGUCACGUUCCGGCUCCACUGCCUGCAGCAGUCCAAAGCCUUCCUGGAGUCCAGUGCCCUGAGGAAGCGCAUGCAGAGUGUGCUGGACCGGCUCGGGGGCUUCAGCCAGCAGAACUCUCUCUACAGCGUCCUGGAGGCAUUCCAGAGAGCACGGCGCCGGAUGCAGGAAGCACGGGAGAGCCUCCCUCAGGACCUGAUCAGCACCUCUGCCUCCACCGUGCAGCAGCCAUGAGCAUUGUGCUCCCAGCGGCUCUGCUGGCACUGGGCCUGGCUGGGCACAGCAGCCUCUCUUCUAAAGACACCUUGUGCAGCAAGAGUUUCACC